Messenger RNA from Phoenix dactylifera (date palm), 1247 nucleotides. RefSeq lists its product as uncharacterized. NCBI's taxonomy places the organism in Eukaryota, Viridiplantae, Streptophyta, Magnoliopsida, Arecales, Arecaceae. The record is from RefSeq and is a predicted model, not a curated record.
CCCGAUACUGACCCCUGGGAAACGCCUUUCUCAAAAAGCAGCACCGAAGAAGAAUCCAAGAACUCCGACGGCACCUGCAAACGAAAAACCCUAGCCCAGUUGUAAGCAACGCAAUACACUUUUAGAUGCUCGAUUUUACGUUCAAAUUUAGACACCCCUAUGCAAAAGUGAGUUGGCUUAAUGGAUGAUGUUUAUGGAAAAAUAGAGGUUUUCCCGGAGUACUUCCAGGCCAGAAAAGCAUCUGAUGACUGUCUACAGACAAGGAAUCCAAGGACUGAUCAUUCAUUGAGAUCUUGUAGCCACUCGCCGGCUGUAAAAAGAGUGAUGGGAGCUGCAUCUUUGCUGAACUUUUUUUCUCUACCACGUCUUCAUUGGUCAUCUGGCAGUGAUGAUGAUGAUAAGAUUGUGCUGACUAAAGCUGAAGUAGAAUCACUUCAAUCUGAAAUUGCAGAUGCGGAAGAAAGAGAAGCUCAUCUGAAAGCUCAGUUGGAACAUCUUGAUGAAGUUUUGAGGUCUGCACGACAUUCUGGGUAUCUCUAUAUUCGAACUAGAUGGACACAACUUCCUGGAGAACCACCUAUUAUAGAUGAUGCAGAAGUUGAUGAUUGGCUUUCACGCUUUGUUGUUCUUCAAGGGUCAUGCAUCUUCUAUUAUCUCAAAUCUACAGAUUUGAGCCCUCAAGACUCCACACUAUUAUCUGAUGUUGUUGAAGUUGGGUCAUUGCCAAGCUUCAUACAAGAAGAUGAGCAAAAAAGAUAUUCAUUUUACAUUUUGACUUGUCAUGGAUUGCGAUUUGAAUGCUCAAGUGCUUCCAAAAUACAGGUGCUAGGACACCUCAGAAGAUUUGCAGCCAUCAUUUAUUCUCUUGGACUGGGUGGAUUCAUGGUUGGCAGCGUUAAGAGCUGACUGCAAGUUUGAAUCUGACGUGACAUCCCAGGACUCUGUCAAAUCAUAGCUGGUGCAUAUGAUGUUGUGAUCAUUGUAAAUAACUUAGUGAGAGCUUGGAUUUAACUGCGGGUUUUAUAUUGUUGUGCAAUAAUGGUGUUUGUACAACUGAGAUUAGCAAUAUUUUUUUUAGAAACAUGACUAAGCAUAGCAAUGUAAUGGUCCAGAUGUGUAAGCACAUCCUUUUCUAACCAGCUAUGUGAGAUAUGAUUUACCAAUAGUGUUUUUGGAGAAAGGGUGUUCAAGUGCUCUGAUUUAUCAAUAGUUAUUUGUACAAACCAAUGCAUAUCCUUCAAGUCCUC